AUGGGAAAGGCUGAGUUUGGAACUCCGAAAUACAUCGCCAACCGCAUGAAGUCACGCGGGCUGCAGAAACUCAAGUGGUUCUGCCAGGUAUGCGAGAAACAGUGCCGGGACGAGAAUGGAUACAAAUGCCAUGUUCAGAGCGAAAGCCAUCAACGUCAAAUGCUGCUGCUGGGUGAGAAUGCACGAAAGCACAUUGGCCAAUACUCCCGCGACUUCCAGACGGACUUUCUGUCCCAGCUGCGAAUGUCUCACGGAGAGAAACGGGUCAAUGCAAACCGCUUCUACAACGAGUACAUUCAGAACAAGGAGCAUGUCCAUAUGAACGCCACCCAAUGGGCCAGCUUGUCUGCGUUUGUGAAACAUCUGGCCGACAAGAAGAUUUGCCAUGUGGAGGAAACAGACAAGGAAGGGCUGACUAUAGCCUAUAUUGACAACUCGGCUGCUUCUCUGGAACGAAAACAGAUGGCAGCCAAGAAGUCAGGUGCUGAAGAUACCGAGACCAUGGAGCGCAAACGAAUCGAGGCAGAGGUCAAAAAAGCAAAAGAGAACGGUGUGGUUGAGGAAGUCAAGGAGGCUGUGCUUACUAAGACAGAUGCUCCUAUCCAAUUGUCUCUGGGGUUGAAGAAGGCGGAGACACAGCCGGAGAAGCCUAAGGUGAAGAAGAACCCCUUUGGAGCUGCUAAGUCCAAGGUGUCAAAGCCAAAGCCUGAAAAGGCCGAGAAGGAUGAUGUCUUCAAGAAGCUGAUGCUUCAGGAUAUGAAGAGAAGGUAA
This is a messenger RNA of Yarrowia lipolytica CLIB122, 771 nucleotides long. RefSeq lists its product as uncharacterized. Lineage: Eukaryota; Fungi; Ascomycota; Dipodascomycetes; Dipodascales. Gene Ontology annotation, molecular function: double-stranded DNA binding. Gene Ontology annotation, biological process: DNA damage response; DNA replication. Gene Ontology annotation, cellular component: nucleus. The record is from RefSeq and is a predicted model, not a curated record.